Messenger RNA from Megalops cyprinoides (Indo-Pacific tarpon), 1438 nucleotides. It is a transcript of the gene sync, whose product is annotated as syncoilin, intermediate filament protein. The coding region runs from base 17 to 1420 and encodes 467 amino acids. Gene Ontology annotation, cellular component: intermediate filament. The transcript has 5 exons. Lineage: Eukaryota; Metazoa; Chordata; Actinopteri; Elopiformes; Megalopidae. The record is from RefSeq and is a predicted model, not a curated record.
UCUCUGCUGUUGGGCCAUGGAUGACACAGCAGCCCGGCUCCGAGAGGACCCUGCCGGGGAGACCCUGCUGCCUGAGGCCGGGGUGCAGUUCGAGGGGGGCGACAUGGAGGAGCUGGAGUUCUUCGAGGACUGCGUGGAGGAGUUCCGGGCCCAGUUUGAGGAGUGCAUGGACAGGCUGGGAGCCCAGUUCAGGGGGCGCCUGGAGGAGAUGGGAGAGGAGUUUGAGGACUGCGUGGAGGAGGUGGGGACCCAGCCCAAGGGCAGCGUGGACGAGCUGGCUGCUCAGAUCGAGGAGUGCAUAGAGGAGCUGGGGAUCCAGCUCAGGGGAUACGGAGACACGAGGCCUCUUUUCGAGGGCCGGAUAGGGGAGACGGGGACGCAGGCCAGCGGCAGCGUGGAGGACAUUUGGGCCGGGUCAGGCUGCGCGGACAUGCCGGGCCCUCAGCUGGACAGCUACGUGGAGGAUAUCGAGGCCCGGCUUAAGGGGUGCGUGGAGGAGGUGAGGCAGCACUGCGAGGUGGGCGUGCAGGAGCUGGGGGUGCAGUUUGCGGGCUGCAUCGAGGAGGUGGCAGGUCUGGAGCUGCGCAGGGACGAGCUGGUGCAGGAGCUGCUGCAGCUGGAGGCGCCCAUGGCGGAGGCGGUGCAGGCUCUGCGGGCGGAGCUGGGGGAGACCCGGAGGCAGCUGACCCGGGCGGAGCUGGAGAGGCGGAGCCUGCAGGAGGAGAGGCUGUCGGUGAAGAGGCAGCUGUUCGUCACGGUCCGGGACUGCACCGAGAGCCGGGUUGCCCUGGAAACGCAGCAGCGCGAGUUGGAGCAAUUUGCCGUUGUACAGGGCGAGCUCCAGGCUCAGGUGCAGCAGCUCACCGAGGAGGUGGCCCAGCUGCGGGAGGCCCAGCAGAACCGCCUCAACGCCCUGCGGGGGCGAAUGGACAGCCUGGGGGAGGAGCGGGCGCAGGGAGACCUCUCCACCUACCGCCAGGCCUCCUGGGACAUACGGGCCUACCUGCAGGAUGGGAUCAAGGCCCUGGAGGACCAGUACGAGCCUCGGCUGGAGGCCCUGAGGAAGAGGAAGCAGGCGGCUGCCGACGCCCUGCUGGAGACCAGGGCCCAGGCCCAGGAUCUGCGGGCGCGCCUGGGGCCGCUCAGAGAGGAGGCACAGCGGCUGGGGCUCCAGAGGACCUGCCUGGAGGAGAAGAUAGCUCUGAAGCAGAGGGAGAGGAGCGAGACCGUGGGCCAGUACAGGGAGACCCUGGACACGCUGGAGGAGAGCAGCCGGCAACUGAAGACAGAACUUCAGCUUCAGAGGAAGAAGACUGAGGAGAUGAAAACCCUCAACGGCAGCCUUCUCAAAGAACUGGAGCUGUACAGGGGCUGUGCAGACCUCCAUGGGAAGCUUACUCCCACCACCGAGGGAAUAUGACUGAACGAUUCUCUCCAA